GCCACUGAUGACGAAGAAAAGCACGACAAACUCAGCUCGCUGGACAGCUUCCGCUCUGCCUCGCGCCAAGGCUUCGAAGACGAGCUGCCAGGAGGAUCGCCCGAGUACGCAGAAAGCACUCAGGCUCAGGAUGCCGCUGCUCCUCAGCGGAGGCACCCGCGACCUUCGCUGUCGGAGAGGACUAUCGAAAGCCUGCAGUCGGUGCCGUCGACGCCGAAUGAACGCCGACGGUCCGGCUUCUUCAACCCGCCAGACAGCCCCAUGGGUCCUCCUCCACGUCCUACUUCUGCUAUGAGUAGGAAUGGCAGAUCUGGGAGCAGGCCGGGCACUAGCGAUGGCAGUACUUCCUCGCGCCCGCUGAGCAGGGCUGGCUCGACGCGUAUCGCUCCAGCCAGCGCCAAGCCUUUCACGCGAACUACAACCAAGACGGCAUCCAGAAUCAGCUCAUUGCCUGCGACACACACCACGAAGCAGAGCAUUGGCGGUGGCGGUGGCCUGACGAGUAGACUUCAGCAAGCGAGAGUCGACGCCCAAAGGGCAACAUCACCAGUAAAGAAACCCUCCGCCUUGCCAAAUGCCUCUUCCAUAGGAAUUCCAAAAACCUCCUUGACCAAGAUGGGCAACGGCACGAGAACCAUUGCCUCAUCACGACCUGCGAAGCCGAGACCGGCCCUUGGAGACGCAUUUGUGUCGCCUGCAAAGCGCACUUCAGCAACCAAGCCAGCACUUUCUGUGUCAACAAACGAGGCCGAGCCGAGCGAAGGCAAACGUGCGAUUAGCAAUUCGUCUGCAGCUCUACGAGAACAGAUUGCAGCAGCCAAAGCAGCAGCAAGAAAGCAUAAAGAGGCUGCUACCAAGCGAGAGUCGGACUCUUCGCAACCCCAGGUCACCAGCGACGAAACUGCGAUUGCCGCUGAUGAUCAUGCUGACCCAUUCGGGCAAGCGCCCAAGGACGAAAAGCACGUCCUGAAGUAUCGAGUGCACAAUGCGCGCAUGAGUGGCAAGCUCAACGUUGCCGCCAUGGGCCUGAAAGAGAUGCCGGAGGAGAUUCGAACCAUGUACGAUGCAAAGACCAUGGAGGACAGCAAGGUCAAUUGGGCAGAGGUUGUCGACUUGACCAAAUUUAUUGCAGCUGAUAACGACUUCGAGGUCAUCGACGAGUCUGUCUUUCCUGACCGCUCGCACGAGGAGCUCGCGGAAGACGAAGACGCGCAGGGCAAUCAGUUUGGAGGACUGGAACUGCUCGAUCUUCACGGAAACUCACUCUCGGCAUUGCCCAUGGGACUGCGACGUCUAGACCGCCUCGCCCACCUCAACGUGACACAUAACAAGUUGGAAAACACCGUGAUCGACAUCAUCGCACAAAUACCGACUCUGAAAGAAUUGAGGCUUGGCAAUAACAACUUGACAGGUAACCUCCCCAGCGCAAUAUGUAGCCUGACAAAACUGGAAGUGUUAGACGUGGGUACCAACCGGUUGCUCGGCCUACCCGAAGCACUGGUCGACCUGGUGGGCUUGCGAGUGCUGAACGUAUCUGGCAAUCAACUUACCACACUGCCGAUGGAGGCUCUCGUACAGAUUCCGCUUACCGAGUUGGACGCCAGCAGCAAUGCGUUGAUAGCAUCACUGUUUCCGCUUGGCGGCCCGUCCGGACAUUCAACACUACAGAGCCUGAAUGUGGCCAACAAUUCACUCGCCGCAUUGACGUUCUCGGAAGCGCUCGAAAUGCCGAAACUCAGAGAACUGUACUUGACCAACAACCAGAUGACGUCUCUGCCGUCGGUAUCGGGAUGGAGCGAGCUGAUGACACUCCACGCAGGCGACAACAAGAUUGUGGAUUUUCCAGAGGGCUUCACGAGUCUGUCCAAGCUGCGCAACGCCAAUUUUACCAGCAACGAGCUUCGUAUGCUAGAUCCAGAGAUUUGCAGAAUGGCAAAUCUGGACUCCCUUGUGUUGGCUGCCAAUCCGCUACGAGAGAAGAAGUUUCUUACUAUGAAUGCUGCAGACAUCAAGCGUGAUCUGCGGGCGAAGAUAGCGCCUGGAUCUGGGGGUGAUUUUGACGAUGAAGAGCCGACCAGCCCAGUGACAGUUGUUGGUGCCGAGGACCAGACCUCACAAUGGUCAGUGAAAGGGAACGGCCUCCUGAGUCUUUCCGGCAAAGAUCUAGCAGAUGAUUUGGACGAGGAUCUCAGCUCGUUCCUGCGGAGCAACUCGGUUCGUCAGCUACAGCUACCGGAUAGCGGUAUCACUGUCAUUCCACCCGUGCUCUCUCUGGUUCAAGAUCUGCGCUCGCUCGACUUGUCCGGCAACUCCCUCGGCACAGAGUACCUCACUGACGAAAUCACUCUACCCACACUGGAGGAGCUCAACUUGAGCAAGUGUCGGAUCCAGUCCCUGGAUCUAUUAAUGACAUUCCUACAAGCUCCGAAUCUCAAGACCCUGCACUUGACCGCGAACCGACUCAGUGGUGAUCUGCCGGCUCUGCGUACGGUGUAUCCGCAACUCACAACACUUUUCGCUACCGACAAUAAGAUUCGCACCAUUAGUGCUGAUGCGCUGCGAGGACUACAUACUGUCAAUCUAGCCUCCAAUGAUAUUGAAGCUUUGCCCGCUGAGAUUGGACUCCUGUGGGACGAGGGUCUGCGCAAUUUCAAUGUUAGCAGCAACGCGUUUCGCGUGCCGAAUUACAGGCUGUUGGACAAAGGCACAGAGGCUACACUACGAUGGCUACGAGAUCGUCUGCCGAAUGGU
Molecule: messenger RNA, 2751 nt
Organism: Sphaerulina musiva SO2202
Lineage: Eukaryota; Fungi; Ascomycota; Dothideomycetes; Mycosphaerellales; Mycosphaerellaceae
Product: L domain-like protein
Exons: 1
Molecular function (GO): protein binding
Source: RefSeq, a predicted model, not a curated record